Molecule: messenger RNA, 4176 nt
Organism: Tympanuchus pallidicinctus (lesser prairie-chicken)
Lineage: Eukaryota; Metazoa; Chordata; Aves; Galliformes; Phasianidae
Gene: PHKA2
Product: phosphorylase kinase regulatory subunit alpha 2
Exons: 33
Coding region: 57-3860 (1267 amino acids)
Biological process (GO): glycogen metabolic process
Cellular component (GO): phosphorylase kinase complex
Molecular function (GO): calmodulin binding
Source: RefSeq, a predicted model, not a curated record
CGCCGCCAUCUCCCGCUGCCGGCGCGCCUAUGGCGGCCGGGCGGUGAGACGAGGCGAUGAGGAGCCGCAGUAAUUCGGGAGUGCGCCUGGACGGCUACGCCCGCCUGGUACAGCGGACCAUCCUCUGCCACCAGAACCCAGUUACAGGGCUGCUUUCAGCUGGUACGGACCAUAAGGAUGCAUGGGUACGGGACAAUGUCUAUAGCAUCCUGGCAGUGUGGGGGCUUGGCAUGGCCUACAGAAAGAACGCAGACCGGGAUGAGGACAAGGCCAAAGCCUAUGAGCUUGAGCAGCUGAUAGGGCUGGUAGUACAGGAGUGUCACUGGUCUGCUUUAUUCCUGCAGAACGUUGUGAAGCUGAUGCGAGGUCUCUUACAGUGCAUGAUGAGACAGGUAGAUAAGGUGGAGAAGUUCAAACGCACACAGAGUACCAGGGACUGCCUGCACGCCAAGUACAACUCUGCUACUUGUGCCACAGUGGUUGGAGAUGAUCAGUGGGGACAUCUGCAAGUCGAUGCCACUUCUCUUUACUUGCUCUUCUUGGCACAGAUGACUGCAUCAGGGUUACGUAUCAUUUUCACCCUUGAUGAAGUUACCUUUAUUCAGAAUCUUGUUUUUUACAUAGAAGCUGCCUACAAAGUUGCUGAUUAUGGAAUUUGGGAACGUGGUGAUAAGACAAACCAAGGCAUCCCAGAACUGAACGCAAGCUCCGUAGGGAUGGCCAAAAUCCAUACCCUAUGUGGCACAGCAAACCCCACAUCAGCAAAGCCAGGACACUUCCAGGUUGACGUAGGGGUGCACAGAGAUGAAUGGGCUGCUUUGGAAGCAAUUGACGAAUUAGAUCUUUUUGGAGCUCAUGGAGGGCAUAAAUCAGUGAUUCAUGUUCUUCCCGAUGAAGUAGAACAUUGUCAGUCUAUACUAUACUCCAUGUUGCCAAGGGCAUCCACGUCAAAGGAAAUAGAUGCUGGCCUUCUCUCCAUAAUUUCAUACCCAGCUUUUGCAGUGGAGGAUAUAAACCUUGUUAACAUAACCAAGAGUGAAAUCAUAUCCAAAUUGCAAGGCCGCUACGGCUGCUGUCGCUUUCUCCGAGAUGGCUACAAGACACCCAGAGAGGAUCCAAGCAGAUUGCACUAUGAUCCUGCUGAGCUUAAGCUGUUUGAGAAUAUUGAAUGUGAGUGGCCGGUGUUCUGGACAUACUUCUUAAUUGAUGGAGUAUUUAAUGAGGACAAAAUUCAGGUAGAAGAGUACAGAGAGGCUUUGGAAGGAAUACUCAUCAGAGAAAAGAAUGGAAUAGUUCUAAUGCCUGAACUAUAUGCAGUCCCUUCAGAAAAGGUUGAUGAGGAGUAUGAAAAUCCUCACUCAGUGGAUCGUAUCCCAGUGGGAAAGCUGCCUCAUCUUUGGGGUCAGUCAUUGUACAUCCUUAGCUGCUUAUUAGCAGAGGGAUUUCUGGCUGCAGGUGAAAUUGAUCCCUUAAACAGAAGAUUUUCCACUGGAUUUAAACCUGAUGUGGUGGUACAAGUAACUGUUCUGGCAGAAACUAAUCAAAUUAAGAAUCUUUUGCAAGACCAUGGAAUCAAUGUUCAGAGCAUUGCUGAUAUCCAUCCACUCAGAGUGCAGCCAGCUCGCAUCCUAAGUAAUCUCUACACCAUGCUAGGUCGGAAUGAGAACAUGAAAUUAAGUGGACGGCCACACCGACACAUUGGAGUGCUGGGUACCUCCAAGCUGUACGUGAUAAGAAACCAAAUAUUUGCUUUUACCCCUCAGUUUACUGACCAGCAUCACUUCUAUCUGGCUCUAGACAAUCAGAUGAUUGUGGAGAUGCUCAAGAUAGAACUGGCUUACCUCACUUCUUGUUGGAGGAUGACAGGGAGACCAACUCUGACGUUUCCCAUCACCCACACGAUGCUUGUUGAUGAUGGUACUGACAUUCAUCCAGCAGUUCUUGCCACCAUACGAAAAUUAGAGGAUGGUUAUUUCGGUGGUGCAAGGGUGAAGAUAGGCAAGCUGUCAGAAUUUCUUACCACAUCUUUUCAUACGCAUCUGAGCUUCCUGGAUCCAGACUGUGAUAUAAAACUAUUUGAUGACUCUCAUGGAGGCUGUUGUAGCCCUGACAGUGAAUAUGGAGGCUAUCCAGCAGAUUUCUGUGAAAAAGAAAGCCAGGAUGAGCUGGAUCAGUAUAUAAAUGAUAUCCUGCAGAGUACAGCACUGAAGUCAUAUCUGCCUCCAACUUCAAAGACUGCUCAUCAGCCACUUGUGUUCAGUGCAAACCAUUCCACACAAGAGAUACUGUCAAUAAUGGCCAAGGCAAAGGGUUUGGAGAUUCCAGCUGUUUCCAUGUCUCUUCCAACUAAAGUUCUGAACACGCACCGGAAGUCCUUGAAUCUUGUUGAUAUUCCCCUUUCCCUUGAGAAAAAGGACCAUGAAAAGGUUUUGAACUUAGCUAAAGAUGCUCAUGGUGAUUUGGAUUGCAGGAAGCUUGUUGAGCAGCUGAAGGAAUGCCCAACGCUCCAUGAUCAAGCAGAUAUCUUAUAUAUCUUGCAUAUACUAAAAGGCCCUGAUUGGGAUACACUGCUGAAUGGACAAUGUGGAGUCACUGUUCACUGUCUGCUCAAUGAGCUCUACAGAAAGGCAGGCCUCAAUCAAGAGUGGGGCUUAAUCCGUUAUAUUUCUGGUAUACUUAAAAAGAGACUGGAAGUCCUGGCAGAGGCAUGCACAGACCUCCUGUCACACCACAAGCAGCUUACAGUGGGGCUGCCACCAGAACCCCGUGAGAAAAUCAUUACCACCCCUCUGCCACCUGAGGAGCUCACAGAUCUUAUUUAUGAAGCCAGUGGCCAAGACAUCAGUAUUGCUGUCCUGACACAGGAAAUAAUUAUGUACCUGGCAAUGUAUGUCCGAUCGCAGCCUAGUCUUUUCAUGGAGAUGCUCAGGCUCCGCAUUGGUCUGAUAAUUCAGGUGAUGGCCACUGAGCUGGCUCGGAGUCUGAAAUGCUCAGGUGAAGAAGCUUCAGAGAGUUUGAUGAAUCUAAGCCCUUUUGAUAUGAAAAAUCUCCUACACCAUAUUCUCAGUGGAAAAGAGUUUGGUGUGGAAAGAAGCUUGCGACCUAUGGAUUCUUCUUCAUCCAGCCCUGCAAUUUCUAUUCAUGAAAUGGGGCCUUCUGGAGCAACGAAAACAGAAAGAAGUGGUAUUACUAAAUUGAAGAGUGAGAUGAAGCAGUUCUUUCAUGAGGGCCACUCCAUGUCCAGCAGCAUGUUCGCUUCCAGGAGGAGCAGUACUCCACCAUCUCCUUCCAGUACUUCUCCCACCAGUUCCAGCGGAGACAUUAGUUGGGGUGACCGCAAAGGGCAGUGGCUGCGCAGAAGAAGGCUUGAUGGUGCCAUUAACAGAGUUCCUGUUGGCUUUUAUGAGAAAGUAUGGAAGAUUCUUCAGAAGUGCCAUGGUCUGUCCAUUGAUGGGUAUGUCCUUCCUUCUUCAACCACCAGAGAGAUGACCCCAUGUGAAAUCAAGUUUGCUGUACAUGUGGAGUCUGUGCUGAACCACGUCCCCCAGCCUGAGUACCGGCAGCUCCUAGUGGAAGCCAUUCUUGUCCUCACAUUCCUGUCUGACAUCGAGGUGAACAGCAUUGGGGGGAUCAUCCAUGUAGACCAAAUAGUGCACAUGGCCAACGACCUCUUCCUGCAGGAACUGAAAUCGUACGGAGCUACGGGUGGUAUCUUGGAGAAGGAUGUGGCCACAGGAAUUUGUCACUUCUUUUAUGACAGUGCCCCAAGUGGGGCCUACGGGACCAUGACGUACCUGACAAAAGCCAUAAUUAUUUAUUUGCAGGAUUUCCUGCCUAGCACAGGCUGUGUGAUGCAGUAAGCAAUGUCUCACUAGGGAAAAGAGGCUAGGAAGCUUCUCCCUGUUUUGCUGCCAUGAGCUGCCUGUUCGCUGCGUGUCAGCAGAUAAACCAGUCACAGUGUUAUGUUACCUGCACACCUGCCUGAGGGGGACAGGUGGGUGGAAUGUGGCCUCAUUUUAAGGGAGGGUGUGAGAAAGAGCAAAUAACGAGGCUUAUUCUGCCUAAACUGCAUAAAUGUAAUUCGUAUUAAAUUAGCAAGAAUUAGUUCUGCCAAGGGGGAAACAGAUUACUCUGUGGAGAUCAAAAGGCAUAAUAAAACGAGGGAGCUGAAUCUCA